GUCAGUGUCGUCAGAUCCCUCGCGCUCCGCCACAGUCCAAUUAUGGUCUGCUUCGCGCAUUGGAAACAAGAUGGCGAUGCAAGAUGGCGAUGCAAGAUGGCGACGAGUGUAACGCUGAACUCGAGGCUUCCAACGGGCAGUCCACAAACCAAUGGGUGACGUCAUGGAUGGACAGAAAGUGUUGUGUGAAGCUGUCGGUCCAGCCAUCCAGAGGGCUUGUGGACGAGAAGUUUAUCAUCUUGGUCCGGAAAGUCUUUCCUGGUUUCCAGCUGACCAUCCAGGCCCUCCACACCUGUGACCAUGGACACAGCUGGGAGGCAUUUUCUCACUACACCGCCAAUGCUACCGGGACAGUAAACGUUUCAGAGGAUCCCAGUCUGGGCGGGACAUAUUCUGGAGUUGAACCAAUGGGUCUACUCUGGAGCCUCAGACCAGUUCCAGGAAGCAAACCUGGGCUCCGGAUGAAGAAGAUCAAUGUCCAGACUCCCAUGGUGGUCAAAAUCUCUGUGUACCAGGGUCAUCAGACUGAGGGCUUGGUGGAUCAGGUGCCACUGGCUGGUGUGGUGGUGGAGCGCUGGUACAUGGCACCUGGUGUCGUCAGGAUCCCGAUCACAGAGGAAAGACUCUCUGCGACCCUUUUCCUCCCCUCAGGACCAGGACCUUUCCCCGGCAUCCUGGACCUGUGGGGGGGUGCAGGGAAGUUGGUGGAGUACCGUUCAGCACUGCUGGCCUCCCAUGGCUUCGCUGCCAUGACCCUUGCCUACCUGUCACCUAAAGUGGUCAGGGAAACUGGGAAGAUGGUGGACGACACAUACUUUGAGAAGGCCUAUGGAGUCCUGGAGCGGCAUCCUCAGAUCCUCAGCAGCAGGAUCGCCAUGUUGGGUUUUUCCAUUGGCGCCUCUGUCACCCUCAGAAUGGCUGUUUAUUCCCAAGUUAUAAAACUCAGGUGCGCAGUGUGUAUUAGUGGGAUCCAUGUGCAGCCGAUUGAUCGACCUGUGGUGCAAGUAUUGAGUUACUUCAAUGAUGAUGCAAAGACUCAGGUUACCAAGGAAAACCACGUAAUCUCGCGAAAUUGGGUCCUGCCCAUCACCAAAGACCCCUCACUCAAAGUGGAUGUGGGAAGACUCCAGUGUCCUCUGUUGCUGGUUGUAGGUGAGGACGAUCAGAACAUGGCUGCCCAAGAAUCUGCACUGGAUAUGAAGGAGAUGAUGGAGCGGGCCGGGAACAGUCACCUGCUGACUGUUCUGUUGUACCCAAACACCGGUCACCUGAUUGAACCUCCGUUCACGCCGUUUGUCAGAUUCAGCAACUUCCGAUCAGUCAAAUUACCUCAGAUGGGGAUGGCUCUGUUGGGUGGAGAGGUGGUGGCACAUUCUCGUGCUCAGGAAGACGCCUGGAGGAAGACGCUGAACUUUCUGAAGGAGAGUUUGUAUGGCGGCACAGAUUCCCUCUCAAGAUUAUAGUCGUUAAGUUCGGGUGCCUCUGGUUUAGGAAGUAAAAGCACCAUUGAUUUUCCCCAUGAAUAAUGUGAUAUGACUUAAUUCAUCUAUUGUUCUGAUGAUUUCACCACAAAAAAAAUGUGUCAAUUUUAUUGUGCUAGAAAGUAUCUGGUAAAAAUUUCAGUAAUAGUAAUUGUGAUAAAAAAUAAGGCAGCUUUCACAGUGGCAAAAGAAAGUUGUUUACAUUGAAAAAAACAAGAAAACAGUGAGACUGGCAUUUUCUUCUUAUUGACUAACUAUAUUACUCUUAACUACAAUUAUCUGACAACACAAGUUAAUAAUUACAUUAUAAAUUCUGAUGUUUGCAUGCAAAAUAUACUUAGAGCUUAGAAAAUAUGAUGUUUUUGUCAUAUAUUAAACUACCUAACAGUACAUACAAAUACAGUUGAAAUGGUUGAUUAAUCCAUUAGUCAACUGACAGAAAUUGGCAAGUAUUUUUCUGCAUUUAGUACUUUAAAUAAUUCAAGUAAAAGGACAUGACUACUUCCUACUAGAAAUUAACAAUGUGACACUGAAAUUUCUUAAUGCCACAAGUGUAUUUUACACAUGUAGAAAAAGUCCAAUACAGUUGAUCUGAUGCUGGGCUGUUCAAGAUAUCUGGAAGGCAGAGCAGCAGCCCAAGAAGCUUGUGUUCACAGCUGUUAAAUAGGCAAAUGUCGCCAUCUCGAAGAAAAACAAAAAAAUAAUAAUCAGUGAUUAAAUUAAAAAGGAGAUUAUUAAAAGUCAGUGUGGGAGAUGGUGGUUUGUAAAAAAAAAAAAACUCCUUUGGUUUAAAACAAAAUGUAUAUUUUAUUUUUGGUGCA
Centropristis striata (black sea bass) is the source of this 2302-nucleotide messenger RNA. Its product is annotated as bile acid-CoA:amino acid N-acyltransferase-like. Lineage: Eukaryota; Metazoa; Chordata; Actinopteri; Perciformes; Serranidae. Gene Ontology annotation, molecular function: fatty acyl-CoA hydrolase activity. Bases 84 to 1463 code for a protein of 459 amino acids. Gene Ontology annotation, biological process: fatty acid metabolic process; acyl-CoA metabolic process. The transcript is spliced from 11 exons. The record is from RefSeq and is a predicted model, not a curated record.